Messenger RNA from Dreissena polymorpha, 1459 nucleotides. Its product is annotated as protein usf-like. NCBI's taxonomy places the organism in Eukaryota, Metazoa, Mollusca, Bivalvia, Myida, Dreissenidae. The transcript has 5 exons. The coding region runs from base 162 to 896 and encodes 244 amino acids. Gene Ontology annotation, molecular function: hydrolase activity. The record is from RefSeq and is a predicted model, not a curated record.
UUUUCGAAGUUUUAUUAAGUUUAAUUCCUAUUUCGUACCUUAAAUAAUGAAUAAAUAACGCGAACAAUUUCUUGUUGAAUUUCCCGGUCUCUGUUGAUAUUCACACAAACAACUUUGUUGUUAAAAUCGCAAAGUGACCACAAGGAACGAUAGAGGUGCCUAUGGUUUUUCUGACCAACUUUCUCCGUCAGACCUUUCGCAUUUUUAACACAAUGUCCAAGGUAACGUUUGACUCUACAAAUGCCAAGGGCUCUUGCACCGGAGUUCUGCAAGGAGAUGUCAGUCAGACCAAAAAAGGGGUUAUAGUUCUUCAAGAGUGGUGGGGAAUGAAUGAACAGAUUAUCAAAGAGGCAGCUCUCAUUGGAUCGCAAGGAAACUUUGUUACACUUGUUCCAGACCUGUACCGUGGGGAGUUGGCCACAGACAACGAGGAGGCGUCCCAUCUGAUGGACAAUUUAGACUGGAAAGGGGCUGUUGCUGAUAUACAGGGAGCCGCUAAGUUUCUAAUUAGCAAAGGAUGUACAAAGGUGGGUGUAACCGGAUUCUGUAUGGGCGGGGCUCUUUCCCUUGCAGCAGCUGCCCUGGUUCCUGAAAUCUCAGCCGCUGCCCCUUUUUAUGGUAUCCCAAGCAAGGGACUUUGUGACGUCGGCACGAUCACGAUUCCCGUUCAGGCUCACUUCGGGUCAACUGAUGACUAUAUAGGCUUUUCAUCACCAGCUGACGCAAAGUUACUUGCCGAAAAGCAGAAACAUAAUAAGAACUUUGAACUUUUUAUGUACGAAGGCUGCGGCCAUGCUUUCACCAACCCCACAGGUCCGCUUGGAAAUUAUAACGAGGAUGCCUGCACGUUGGCACUUGGGCGUAUGGGUGAAUUUAUGAACAAGCACCUUGCUUAAUUUUUGGUAUAUGUAUUGCGUGUGUCUUCUGACUAAACGUUGAACUGUUUUACGUACAAAGGAUGUGAUCGUAGCUUUGUCCAAUCAACUGGGCCGCUUGGUACAUGUAAUUAUAACGAGAGAGUUUUUCAAGUUGGUCAUCGGGAAUUACAAUAUGUACCAACAAACACCUUAGUUUAUUUUUUUCUCCUUUGGUCUUUCUUGCGCUUUCAAUGAGUGAAUUUGCUAGUUGUCGCUUUAUUUAACCCUUAGACGUCCAUUUUUAUGUUUCUAACUAUUGUGUUUGUAAAGUUUUUCUUACAUUAGUUUCUCUUUAACUUGGCGAUUUCCUUUGAGUGUAAACGCAUUACGAAUCCAAUUAAUCAAUGAUACGAAUUAUUAUUAGGGAGUCAUGUAUACAAUACCCUUCUUUUGCAAAAUUGAUCACAUUCAUUAUCACUCUUGAUUAUUUUUUAUUAAUACACUACAUUGACUAACAGCUUAUACAUGUUAACUACUUAAUGUCAGAUUGGUUGACAUGAAAAUAAUCUAAAUUGAAUGAUAUUAAAGUUUUCUUUGCUCCA